Trifolium pratense (red clover) is the source of this 1614-nucleotide messenger RNA. RefSeq names its product cytochrome P450 716B1-like. The record is from RefSeq and is a predicted model, not a curated record. Gene Ontology annotation, biological process: sterol metabolic process. Gene Ontology annotation, molecular function: monooxygenase activity; iron ion binding; oxidoreductase activity, acting on paired donors, with incorporation or reduction of molecular oxygen. NCBI's taxonomy places the organism in Eukaryota, Viridiplantae, Streptophyta, Magnoliopsida, Fabales, Fabaceae.
UAGAAUUUUAUGAAUAUGAUGACACAUAAGAUGACACUGGUUUUAAUAUAGUUAAAUAGACAGAUGUUAGAUCAAAAAAAAUUUAAUAAUGUACACAGCCGGAAUGUUUCAUUUAAAAACUGAAAUCAAGGAAUCAAAAAAAUGUCAAAUCCUCAUAUACAAACAUCAAUAUAAAACACUCUCAUAUCAGGAUAUUCCAGAACCUGAAAAAUAAAGUCUUGAACCAUGACUAUUGUUCUCCUUGUUGCUCUCCUCUUACUCGUCCCAAUUCUCUUUCUGCUAAAAAGAACCAAACCAUCCAAAAGGGUCCCUCCAGGUUCACUUGGAAUUCCCAUUAUUGGUCAACGUCUUGGCCUUCUUCGAGCUAUGCGCGUCAUCACAGCAGAAAAAUGGAUUGAAGACAGAACCAACAAGUAUGGUCCUAUUUCAAAGCUAAGCCUAUUUGGAAAACUAACUGUUUUGAUUCAUGGACAGGCUGCAAAUAAGUUUAUAUUCACCGAUGACGGUGACAGUAUUGUUAACCAGCAAACACGGUCUGUUAAGAUGAUAUUAGGUGACAGGAACUUGUUGGAGCUGAGUGGCAAAGGUCAUAGUAGAGUUAGAGGUGCACUUGUCUCAUUCUUGAAGCCAGAAUCUUUAAAACAAUAUGUUGGUAAAAUUGAUGAAGAAGUUAGGAGUCACAUUCUGAUGCAUUGGGAAGGGAAGCAGCAGAUCAAGGUAUUGCCGCUGAUGAAGACUCUCACAUUCAACAUAAUUUGUUCUCUUCUGUUUGGUCUUGAGAGUGGAAAACAAAGAGAUCAAUUCAUGAAUCCCUUCCAAGCAAUGAUGAAAGGAAUGUUGUCUGUCCCAAUUAAUAUACCCUUCACGCGCUACAACCGCAGCCUCAAGGCAACUGCAAAGAUCCAAAACAUGUUGAAGGAGAUUUGACAACAAUCCCGCCAAGACUUAAUCAGUUGCUUGCUUAACAUGGUUGAAGAUGACAAACAAGUUUUAACUGAGAAGGAAAUCAUCCAUAAUGCUGUGCUUGUCAUGGUCGCAGGACAUGACACAUCGUCUGUUCUAAUCACUUUCAUUAUCCGGCUAUUGGCUAAUGAACCAGCUAUUUGUGCAGCUGUUUUUCAAGAACAGGAAGAGAUAGCAAAAGGCAAGCUUUUAGGAGAGCCUCUGACAUGGGAAGAUCUUUCAAAGAUGAAGUACACUUGGAGAGUAGCAAUGGAAACUCUGAGAAUGUUUCCUCCCAUCUUUGGUGGCUUCAGAAAAGCGGCAACCGAUAUUAAAUAUGGUGGAUACAUUAUACCCAAAGGGUGGCAGAUCUUCUGGGUUACAUCAAUGACUCACAUGGACAACAACAUUUUCCCAGAACCGUCAAAGUUUGAUCCGAGUAGAUUCGAAAACCAAGCAUCUACACCACCCUAUUGCUUUGUUCCAUUUGGAGGGGGAACAAGAAUAUGUCCAGGAUAUGUGUUUGCUAGGGUUGAAACUCUUGUGACAAUUCAUUACCUUGUGACUAAGUUCAUUUGGAAGCUACUUUCAGACAAUUCUUUCAGCAGGGAUCCAAUGCCAACGCCAACUCAAGGCCUACUGGUUGAACUUUGCUCGAGGAAACUAUCUUAA